Carcharodon carcharias (great white shark) is the source of this 10437-nucleotide messenger RNA. RefSeq names its product LIM and calponin homology domains-containing protein 1-like. The transcript has 33 exons. The record is from RefSeq and is a predicted model, not a curated record. Lineage: Eukaryota; Metazoa; Chordata; Chondrichthyes; Lamniformes; Lamnidae. Gene Ontology annotation, molecular function: actin binding; myosin II head/neck binding. Gene Ontology annotation, biological process: actomyosin structure organization; regulation of focal adhesion assembly; positive regulation of stress fiber assembly. Gene Ontology annotation, cellular component: stress fiber. The coding region runs from base 590 to 5794 and encodes 1734 amino acids.
CAUACUAACAGUUUGCUGAGGAAAGUAAGUCUAAGAAUCUUCGAUAAGUUGCUCUAAAGUUAAAGUAACAGUGAAUGUCGAGUGAGUUCUGGAUCUCAAGGGAGACACCAAGUUGUCAGCAGUCUACUGGGAGAGAAAACUGCAGGGAGCAUGUCCUAAAGAAAAAGGAGGAAGCCCUUUAAGUCACGUCAAAGGACAAGAGCAGGAAUCUGAAACAAGAUCCUGUUCAGUGGAAGUGAAAGCAAGGAGCAGCAGGAAAGACUUCAAAUUGAAGAGAAGAAAGCUGCAGGAUGCAGAUUUAAAGCAAAGAAAGCUUGUGAGAAGCCAGAAGAUCCAAACAGACAGCCAAAGGCCUGUAACUCUUUACUAUGGACAUGUGUAGCAGUGGUUGGUACAGUGAGUGUCUGAGAGAGAGUGCGUGGAAGGUGAAACUUGAAUGCACGUGGCGAUCCAGAGGAGAGGAAUCCUGGAAGGAGAGUUCUAAUCCCAGGAGAUGGACCCUUGUGGAAAGUGUUUGAGAGAAAGCAUCGGCUUGGGAGAAGAUUCUGAAGCAAGUUCUUUGAGUUCUUGAGAUUGGUUGGCGCACAGUAUGACAAGCAUCUGGACGGAGCAAGUAACAGGCAGAAGUUUUGGUGAUAAGGACUUUCGAACAGGUUUGGAAAAUGGAAUCUUACUUUGCGAGUUAUUAAAUGCUAUAAAGCCAGGGGCCGUGAAGAAGAUCAAUCGGCUGCCGACUCCCAUUGCUGGAUUGGACAACAUUACUUUGUUUUUGAGAGCAUGUGAAGAGCUUGGACUUAAGGGAUCACAGCUUUUUGACCCUGGUGAUCUUCAAGACAUGACCAACAGGGCCACAAUCAAGGUAUCAGAGUACAGCAGGAAAAUGAAAAAUGUUUUGAUCACUAUUUAUUGGCUGGGAAAAACAGCAAACAGUUGCACAUCCUACAGUGGGCCGACACUGAACCUGAAAGAAUUUGAAGGGUUGUUGUCUCAGAUCCAAAAGGAGAUGGAAGACACGGACAGUCCAAAACGAAGUAUCCGUGACAGUGGCUACAUUGACAGCUGGGACUCUGAACGCAGUGACUCCCUCUCACCUCCCAGACAUAACAGGGAUGAUUCCUUUGAUAGUCUGGAUUCAUUUGGAUCACGGUCACAACAGACUCCAUCACCAGAGGUGAUACUUAGAGGAAGUAGUGACGGUCGUGGCAGUGACUCUGAAUCAGAUAUUACACAGAAGGCACCUGAUGUGAAGCGAGACGACAUGUCUGUAAGACGGACUUCCUAUAGUGAACCCAAAUCAUCCUUGCCGUUUAACCAGUACCUACCCAACAAGAGCAACCAUACAGCCUAUAUGCCAGCACCUCUUCGGAAAAAACGGGCAGAGCGAGGAGAAAGUUAUAGGAAGAGUUGGAGCAACACUACCUCACCAGUAGGAGCAGAGCGACCUUUCAGUCAUAGUCAUCCUGAGACUAUAGAAGAAGAGCAAAAUGAAGAAUCCUGUCAGGAUGAAGAUUUUGCUGAGCCACCAACUACAUUUUUCCAAGUUCAAGGAGUUGAUGGUUCCAAGACAGCAGUGGAAUGUGAACCAGCUUCUACUGGAGAUGCUGAUAGUCUCAAGAAGCAGCUACAAGUUUGUGUGGCGGAAGACCCAGGACACAGAGCAACUGUAGAAGGUGCAAAAUGGGAGAGGAAGGAUGAAGAAGAAGUUAAGAAGUUGAAAAGAAUUCAGAACGCUGGUAUUACACUCAUGCCAGCAUCUAAGCGAUACUGCAGACAAAACAAACAAGAUGAAAAUUGUGAGCAAACCACUCCAGAUAUCAUCCUCCGCAGGGAGAAUACAUUUUUGACAAGCUAUCAGGACAACGAGUCAGAGUCUGAGGAGGAGGAACAAAAAGUUCCAGAUAUUGAGAAAGACGACCUUGCUUUGAGGAAGGCCCAGAUGCAUCAGUCCAAGUCCAAAAUUGCAGUCAAUCAAUUCUUACCUGGACCAUGCACGAAAAAGGAUAGGGAGCGCUGGGCGAGUAUCAAGCAAUCUGCAUAUAAAGCUGCUGGAGCUUCACAAAGUAAAGAGCUGAAAAUGGACAGCCAAAGUCAUAUUCAGGUUGCAGAGGAUGAGGUGGUUGUCCCACAAAAUGCAAGUGUGCUCCUGAAGUCACAGCAACAGAAUGAGCCCGAAGUGGAAGAGCAGCUGAAAGCCCCAGAUAUAGAGCGCGAUGAUCUGGCUCGGCGAAAGGCCCUGGGUGGCUUUACCAGUUGGCAAAAGCCUCACACCUUCAUUCAUUCCUCUAUCACAUCAGCUGAUAUGGAAAUAUGGCAGAGGCUCAAGCUUUCCACUGACACCAGUGAGGACACUUCCAAGCCAAUUAGAAAUUGUUCUGAAAUGAAGCCAAUGUCUGAAAUUGAAAUAGAAAAAGCAGCUCAAGAUGACCUUGCCUUUCGUAAGGCAAGAAACAAUAAAAGUGCUUCAGGCAGCUGCCAGCGCUUUGUGCACUUUGGCCCGGUGACGGAGAUAGAUCAGCAGCGCUGGGAGAAGUUAAGCAUCGCCGGGGCUGGCCCAGACAGUGAGUCAGAGGAAGGGGAAGAUAGUUGCACUAUCAAAACCUACACCUGCCAUCUCUUGCCCUCAGUAGCUUCAGCAGCUAUCCUCAACUCACAGCACAGUAAAAUAAGAGCUGAAUCUCCAGUCAUUUCUGGCAGUGAGGUCAGUCUUGACUCCCAAAACGAGCUCAGCUGUAAACCUGAAGAAACUUUCCUUAGGGAUACAUGCACAGCUGAGUAUUUUCAAAGAACCCCUUCUCCUAUCCUGGUUGCCCAGACUGUAACCCUGAGUGAAAGCAGUCACGAUUCCAGUGAGGAAGUUGAAGAUGAAGAUGAGAGGGCCCCAGAUCUAGAGAAAGAUGACAUGAUGAGCAGGCGGAUAAAAGCCAUCUCCAAGCAGAGCAGUUCUGUCUUUAAUAGAUUCCUCCCGGUCCCCAGUUCACAGCAAGGCCAGUCAAGGAGUGGAAUUAAUAAAGGACGUGAGAAGGAUGCAAAGAAAAUGAACAAACCCAAGGAGGAAUCUUUGUGGACAUACAGUCCUACAGAUGCCCUGUCUGAUGAUACAGGAAGUGUCAGUAUGAAUGAUAUGAGACCUGAAGAUGAUGUUUCAACCCAGCCUCACAGUAAAGCUCGCCAUGAGGAACUACACAACAUUCAUAGUCGACUACGUGAAGACCAGGACAAAUGGCAAGAAGACCUGGCUCGCUGGAAGAAUCGGAGGAGGAGUGCCUCCCAGGACCUUAUCAAGCGGAAGGAGGAACGAGAUAUUGUGGAAAAAAUAAUGAGUGGGGAGCGCAGUUCAGAAAGGCGGAAGAGCAUUAAAACAUACAGAGAAAUUGUGGAGGAAAAGGAAUGCAGAGAACAUGCACUCCAAGAAGCGUAUAAGAAAGCAAGGACCCCAGAAGAAGCUGAAGCCAUUUUGAAAAAAUAUUCUCAGAGAUUUAUCAUCAGCGAACCAGUUCUUGAAAGCUUGGUGAUGCCAAAGUUCCUGGAGAGAAGUCAAUCUGUGGAUUCAGAUACUCCAUCAUCACCAACAAAAGAUUCUAAUUCUCUAAAAUACUUACGACAGCAAUCAUUGCCUAUCCAAAAAUAUACUGCCACAGUUGAAGCAAUGAUCAUUCCCAGCAGCCAGUCCGAGACUAACUUUUCUGCCACAGUAACAUCCCCAACCAGAUCUGUUGCCUCUAAGGCAGUGCCUAUGUUGACUCCCAAGCCUUAUUCACAACCAAAAGAUUCACAGACCGUGCUGAAAUCAUUUAAGAAAGAUGGAAAGAUUAGAAUAAAUGGAGAUACCAGCCCAACUUUUACCAGAGUUGAAGACAAGGAGUACACAUCUGCAAUAUCUUCUCCAACCCUUACAAAAUCACAGGCAUUUGAAGGUGUAGCAAGAGUGGACAAUCCUCCAUUAAAAUCUCAGACAAAUAUCUACUGUAAUGUGUCCGGACUUGAACAGUUGAUUUCUUCAACCAUAAAUGACCCGCAGACUGAAGAUACAGAGAAGGAGGAGCGAACUGAGAUGCCAGUCACCAUUCCCAUCAGUCAACAGCCAAGCACAGAGGAAGAAUCUGAGUUGAAACCGUGCUGCAAUGCGACUGAGAAAGAGACAGUAAAAGAUGCAGCACAAGAAGAAGAUCAUCACUGGAACUUGGAAACAUCAACAGUACACAUUGCCCUCUCAAACAAUGUGGCAUUGGGCACCAGGAACACAGCUGAUUCAAAAGCUCUAACCAUUGAUGAAGCCUGCUUAAACCCUGAGAAAGAGGAGCCCAGUGAAAGUGCACAGAAACAGCUUAAACAAGAGGCAUUAAAAUCAGAGACGAUUCAACACAGUGAAACAGGAGAUGUGUUCGAUUUCAUUCAGAAGAUAAGUGAAGUGGAGGAAGGGACUGUGGAGGACAGUCAGCCUGUUGAUGCUAUUAAUCAGCAAGAGCCACCUAAUACUGCCAGUGUUCCGGUUACAGUUCGGAACUCCUGGCGACGCUCAGAAUUUUUCUCUCAGCCAGCAGAAGUGGAAAGCAAUGAAAAUAUAAAUAUCCCAGUUGCUCCUUUAAAUCUCCCUAAACGUUUUGACCGCUGGUAUUGGGACCCAGAAGAAGAACGCAAGCGUCAGGAAAGAUGGCAGAAAGAGCAGGAACGCUUGCUCCAGGAGAGAUACAGAAGGGAGCAAGAAAAACUCCGCCAGGAAUGGGAGAAAGCACAGAGAGAGGUUGAGGAAGAAGGACGUCGAUACCAUGAAGAGGAACGUAAAAUCAUUCAGGAAACGGUGACUCCACUGACUCCACGAUCACCACCAUUGUCCAUCAAUCUUCCCAAUGAAUGGAUCUCUCCAUCAAAAACUGAGGAAAACAGGAAUUCUGAGCACCCUGAGGGACCCCCUGUAGACUGGGAGAACAAGCAGGUCGAAUUGCAGAAACAAACAAAUAUGGUAGAAACAGAGAGUUGGCAGGCAGAAGACAAGGGACCGAUGCAGGCAGAAGAGGAGCAACAGAGGCAGAAGGGAGAGCAACAAGAGUCAACAUCGGAGCAAACAGAGACACUGGUCCUCAAAACGGAUGAGGACGGACAACGGGAAAACUGGGAUGAAGCUGAGAAGGACAAAUUGGAGAAAUGGCACUGGCAGACCAAACAAUUGGGAUUGGAAGAGCAAAAGUUGAACCUCCCAUCAGAAGUAGGCAUUUUCCAAAUGGACAAAGAGACUGUUAGUGAAAGUCAGAACCAGACAGCAUGGCAAAUACCCUCCUCGGCUCACCAGCAACUACCAACUGAAGCUGCAGGAUCCCCAGUAAUUGCAGGCAGAUCUUGGAAUACGCAGGAAUUUCCUUCAUUCCUCGAAGUUCAAAGAAAGCAACAACAGGGGGUUCAGGAUGUACCGAAGACUGGGUCUCUGGACAGAAGCUGGUCUCUUCAGUCCAAUAUGAUGGACAGAAAGAAAUGGUCCGGAUCUCAUGAAAGUUUACAGUCAGGCCAAUCUCUGCCUCUCCCACACUCAUCUCCUCCUCUUCAGCUCCAGUCACCCAGCAGGUCAGUCAGUGGGAAGAAGUUGUGCUCAACAUGUGGGCUUCCUCUUGGAAAAGGCGCAGCCAUGAUCAUCGAAACACUCAGUCUUUACUUCCAUAUUCAGUGUUUCACGUGUGGUAUCUGUCAAGGACAACUUGGAGAUGCAACCACUGGGACAGACGUCCGGAUCCGCAAUGGGCUUCUCAAUUGCAAUGAUUGCUACAUCAGGUCCCGAACUGCUGGACAACCCACCACUUUAUGACCUUGCCACGUACCAAUCAGCAACAGCAACUGGAAAUCGGGUAGAACACAGAUGGCCCCAAUGCUCAAUGUUGAUCCUUGUGACGACUGACAAUCGCGGAUAGAAACUGUCAUUCAUUGGCUUUCUCAUUAGAAUAACCAUCAUUUCCCAGAACAGCUUUUACCUGCAUUGUUACUUUGGUAGUCUACACCUUGGAUCAUUUUCAUACUUAGUGAAACUGCCAUUCUUUCAUGCAUAUAGUUACAAAAGUAGCAUACUAUAUUUGCUGUUGAAUAAAAGCUUCUAACUGGAUUCAACAUGUAUUUAAUUAAUAUUGUGUGAUAUGUAAUUUAUUUUAUUGCCUCCUCCAAUUAUAAAAAAAAGUGCAAUGAUUAUUGGAGUAACUGAAUAAAACAAGGGGCAGAAUCUUGUGCCCUCCCUUCUGGCGGGUUUGACCGUGGGGGCGGCAUUUAAUGGAGUGGGAGAGGGCACUCUCAGCACCUUCUGAUGCCCAAUAAGGCCCUUAAGUAUUAACCCAGCGGCGAGCAAGAGGCUCGCCAUGCAAGGAGCAUGACAAGCAAACCUAGCGUGUUUGCGUGUGGGCUCCUGAGGGAAGGGGAACCCUCAUUCAAAGGUACUCAGUGCCUGGUUGAGGGAUCUGCCUUUGGGAAGGGGUAACCUUGCUGAGAGCUACCCCCCUGCCUUUGCUGCUGACCUCCCCUCUCCCUGACACCCUUCCCACAACCCCCUUCCCAGCAUCACUGACCUGGGUCAUUCCUCGAUCCAAGGCCUCAUGUGAGUUUCGUACCUGCAACAGCCACCAUCUCCCAGGUAGGACUGCUGAGUACAGGAGAGUUGCUGGCCUCUGAUUAGCAGGGAGCUCUCAGCAGGUGGGACUUCCAACCCUGGGGCUCUUGAUCAUGGAGGAAGGUCGCUACUGGCCUGUUAAGUGCCUGAGUGGCAAAAGAUAUGGUGGGCCUUCCCAAUAGGAAGUGAUGUUGGGAUCUCGCUGGCUCUCCAGCCAGCAGCCGUGGCCUGCCCCCAUCCCUCCAAUGGCCUCCACAAGACUUGGCCCUAUGUUUAUCCUAUGUAGUGGAUAACAAAUGUCUUCUUCCUUUUCCUGGAACUAACUUGAGCCAUCUGUGUAACAUUGAGGAAAUGUAGAGAUCAUUCUAAAUGGAUAGAUUUACAUUCAUUCGGAUAUUCUAAGUUGCUAGGUACUGCAGGUGUUUUCUUCAUAAUGCAAGAACAUCACCUCAAGGUCUGGCAUGUGAAUAAAUGGAUUAUGGUCAAGGCAAUAACCAAGUUGUUUUUCGAUACUAGAUAACAGCAACAUGCAACUACACAAUUUAGUAAUGUAUCAGACAUUGCAUUUUUAAAUGAAAAUAGAAAGAAAAGCUAAAAUGCUUGUCUUCUAAGGAAAUAUGCAUGCCAGUCUGAGAUUUAUUUCACCAGUUUGCUGUGGUAGAAAAGGCACAAUUGGCCAUCAAAGCCUGCUCUCAAAGGUGUACUGGUAACGGCUGUUACAUUGCAUCAGGUUUCUCUCACCUGUUAUUUAGCUAAUUGAUCUAAGAUAUUAUAAAGAAUUUAGAUCGACAUUUUCUUCAUGUUAGUGAUUAAUGAGUAGACAGCUACCAGGCUGCAAUUCAUAUUCGGGAUCACAAAAAGAAGGAAUUGAUUCUUCCAUACUUUGAUCACGUUUUCUCGUAUAGUAUAGAGCCAAACCCUAACUUUCCUGCUGACCCAGUGUUUACUUUGUUCUAUGUGGAUUUUUUUUCUCCUGUAAAUCUGGCAGAGUUCCUGCAAACAAGAUGAACCAAGUAUUAAAAUAAUGAAAUUCCAAUUAAUAUGAAGCAAUACACCUGCAGGUCCUAAAAUGCUCACCCUUACUAUUUGAUUUGUAAAAAUGGCAUGUGCCACUAUUUUAGUUUCUGGAAACCUGGGACAUUUUGGAACUGGCCAGAAAACAAUGUGCAGCAGGUUUGAAGUUUCACAUUUUUGCCUCAAACUAAUCCCACUAAAAUGUGAGAUUUCCUGUACACUGCAAGUAAUUAAAGUAUCGUAACUCUAUUAAGGUAACAAAAAAGUAAAAUUAUUUUGGUGAUUAUUACACCGUUAUUAUAAAAUAUUCUACCUGCUACGAAGCAUUGAAACUAUGAAACCUUUUAAAUAGUCAACCUUGCAAAGCAGGAAAAGAAUUUGAUUACAUUCAGCAGUUUUAAAUUAUUUCUAAAUCUGUCUCAAGUCACUGCUGGAAUAUUCCGCAAGGCUGCUGAAGGUUUUUUUUUCUAAAUUACUGUGAAAUUGCAGAUAUGUUAGUGGAAGAAUCAGCUGCAGACUUGCAAUUUUUUUGCUUUUUUUUCCUGAAUUAUCAUUAUGCUUAACCACAGAAUUUCAAAAUGUUACUUUUCUUAGUUUGUAGAUAAAUUAGGAUAUCCAAACAAUUAAAACUAGCCUGAGAUAUGCCAUGAUCCCUUGCUUAGCAAACCAAUUAUAUCUCAAGCAGAUGCCUGCAAAGUGAUUCUACCAUGGAGAACUGAAAGCACCUAAUUAGCCAACUGCAUUGUAUCUGCCUUAAACAACAGCAAUACCAUGUCAACUCCUUACUCACUGAGGCUCUUGAUUUCCAUACAGUAGGAUAAAUGUUUAUGUGUAGUCCAUAAUCAUUUAACAACAGUGUUAAAGAGUACACACAUAAAUAAAUCUCUUCUUUGGCUCAGCAAUAAUUAUUUCUUAAAAUUACAUGUUUGACAUUUAUUUACUGAAAUAGAUAAAAACAUGUUUUGCAUGCUAGCCGACUCCUUAUGGCAAGGUAUUAUAAUAAUUAUUUGCUGUAUUUUUAUUUGUAACCAUUAUUGGAUCAGUCUGUUAGAAGAACGAUUUUAUUUCUUUCACAUUAAAACUGUGCCUUAGAAAAUGCAGGCUGUUGCACAGAGAUGGUCAAAAGUGUUGAGCAUCUGCAAUGAAUGUGAAGUAAUUGGUAUCUGGCUUAAUAAACAUCUCUGCCAGCUCUCAAAUGAGCCAGGUGCAAGGGAUACUGCAAAGGAGAUGAGUUAAACAUGAAGCUAAGGCCUAAUUGGUUUAUCUCAUGUGACUAGUUCAUAUUAAACUGAAGUUUCCUACUCUUCUGCAUGGUUUCAGCAAGGGCUGAUAUUUAUCUUGCAGUCUAUCUAUUGUGUAAAAUUACAUGUUUCAGCACCCAAAAGAUUUUUAAAGUGGACUUUUUACAUAUUCUUGUACUCCUUUUCUCCUCGGAAAUUAGCAGUUCAGAGGAACAGCAAACAUAUAUAGUAGCACAUUCUGUACCUGUUCCCUGAGCCCCAUUUGCAAUUCUGUUUAUCUUUAAAAAAAGUUGAAGUGGCGCCAACUUGAACCAGGGCCAAAGUCAUUAAACAGUUAAGUGGUAACAUUGAAAUUUCUUGGCCUGUGCAGUAAACUGCUCUAUUACAAUUUUUAUGUAAUAUAUCUUUAAACAUUAAUAUUCAAAACCAGUAAAUGCUCAUAUUUAAGACAGAAUAUGGGCUGGAAAAUACAGUUGGCAAUAUCAAGAAUCAAUGAAUUACAGGUCUAAAUGAUAUUCCUCUGCCUACUAUUUUAAAGCAGUUUUGUGGCACAGUUGGUAGUAUCCCUCCCUCUGAGCCAGAAGCUGUGGGUUCAAGUCCUACCUUAGGACGUGAUAGCCAAGGAAGGUGUGUUCAUAAUGUGACCAAACAGGUUGAUUAUCAACCUGCAAAUCCUCCCAAUACCAGCCAAUGGCAGGCAGUAAGUGUGGAGAGAUGCUUGGUCGGCCAUGUGACGGAAAGAAAGUUGGAGCCUCUACCAUCACUAUCCAUAGCACCAGACUACAACAUGCAUGUAAAUGUGCAUGUUGCCACAGCAAUUUGGACUGAGUGGACUGUAACUAUUUAUAGUUACACUAUUUAAAAGGAGCUGUUAACUCAUUUAAAAUAAGAAGGGGAAUGUCAUAAAAUACACUGUGUUCAUCCACAACACAAAUAAUAAGCUCUUAUCUAAAAUGUUAAUGUAGCUGUUCACACAAGUGAACUUCUGUUAAUCAUAACAGAGAUGAACACUUUGGGUUACCAAAUUGCAUAGCACCGAUAACAUGAAAACACAUCAUCAAUAACAAACUAGUCAAAUAAAAAAGAGUAAUUCUGUUUUUGGAAAUUACAUUUUGUUUUAAAAUGAUCCACUAUGUGUAUGGUUGACUUUACUGAUCUUGGGAAGUCCAUGUUUGGUUCAAAAAUCAAUAAUGCUUUAUCAAAGUACUUAUUGUUGUGCUUAGUCUUCUCACCUUGUUAGCAAGACUCGUCCAUCCAUACUUGCAUGAUUGGAUGCAGUAUCCUUACAGUAGCAUGCAAUGAAGCUCCACCACCAUCUAUUAACAUCUGUGUAGAGUUGUUAGAUCUGACUGUGUAUGUAGUUAACAACAUUUCUCUCAAACAUGCUUAACCAAAUAUGGACUUGGACCGGUGCUUUUUUUAAGUGAAUAAUUGUAGCUGGGGCUAAUAAACAAUUGAAAUUGUGUGGUAUAUGCUGCAGUUCAACCAUUGCGCUAUAUGUAUAGUGAUUUGCCUCUUGAAGAAAAAAGUACAAUGCGUUCAAAUACCACAACAGCUUUUAUAGUAAAUGUAUGUUGUUUAUAAAUAAAACAUUUAAAAAUA